Messenger RNA from Cynara cardunculus var. scolymus (artichoke), 900 nucleotides. RefSeq names its product ATP-dependent DNA helicase pif1-like. The transcript has a single exon. Lineage: Eukaryota; Viridiplantae; Streptophyta; Magnoliopsida; Asterales; Asteraceae. The coding region runs from base 1 to 900 and encodes 299 amino acids. The record is from RefSeq and is a predicted model, not a curated record.
AUGUCACCUAUUUGGUCUUCGAUUAAAAAGUUGCGGUUAACGAUCAAUAUGAGAGCACUUACUGAUCCAUGGUUUUCGGAUUUUCUGUUACGUGUCGGCGAUGGAGAUGAAGAAUCAGUAGACGGAAACUUUAUUCGCAUACUUGAUGACAUGACCAUUCCUUACACAAGUAAAAAUGAGUCGAAGGAUGCUUUGAUUGAUGCAAUCUUUCCUUCUCUUCAAAGCUGUGAGACUGCUUCAGAUUAUAUCAUUUCGAGGGCGAUACUAACAACUAAAAAUGAGCAUGUCGACGAGAUUAAUGAUCAGUUGAUUGAAAAAUUCUGUAGAGAGGAAAAAAUUUACUAUAGUUUUGAUGAWGYAGAAGAUGASAAGAAUAACUUAUAUCCGAUGGAGUUCUUAAACUCACUGACUGUUAGCGGUUUGCCUCCUCAUUACCUUCGGCUUAAAAUUGGAUGUCCAAUAAUACUAUUGCGGAAUAUCGACCCCUCAAAUGGAUUGUGUAACGGCACGAGGUUGAUAUGUAGAGGUUUUCAGCAGAAUACUAUCGAUGCAGAAAUAGCUGUUUGCCAACAUGCUGGUAAAAGGGUAUUUUUACCAAGAAUUUCUCUAUGUCCGUCUGAAGAUGAUAUGUUUCCCUUUAAAUUAAAGAGAAAACAAUUUCCCGUUCGACUUUGUUUUGCCAUGACAAUCAAUAAAGCUCAAGGACAGACAAUUCCAGUGGUAGGUGUUUAUCUACCGGAAUCGGUAUUCUCGCACGGCCAACUUUACGUGGCAUUGUCCAGAGGGACAUCACGUGGCAAUACGAAGGUAUUAGUGAAACCUACCAAAAAGUUCAACCAGGAAGGAGUCUACACAUCAAAUGUAGUGUAUCAAGAAGUUUUGAAUGAUGAUUGUGUAUGA